AUGCAGAUCGAGAUCCAGAGCGUUGAACGAGCGGGUUCGGACUGCAGACGAAAUCGUGUCUGUGUAUCUCUGGGAAGUUCUGGAACGAAGGGAGAUGGCAAAGUGGAAGGCGUGGACGGACUCAACUUGGACAGGUGUGAGCGGUGGCUGCUGCUUCCGUUAUUCGAAAUGGUGUCAUGGACAACUCAGUACUUCAAGUGUGCAGCACUCGUUGGAUUCUGGCACAGUACUGCCGAGUACAUGUUGAAGCUCAAGGAUCAGCAAAUCAACUCAGUGUGCCCGGUCGUCUAUCAUGCAGAAGACCAAUACACGCCUCCAUUGUCAGGAUGCAGUACGGUUGUUCCGCUUUCAUUGCAAGCUACUUGCUCCCGACUACGGAAAUUGGAGUAG
This is a messenger RNA of Fomitiporia mediterranea MF3/22, 390 nucleotides long. RefSeq lists its product as uncharacterized. NCBI's taxonomy places the organism in Eukaryota, Fungi, Basidiomycota, Agaricomycetes, Hymenochaetales, Hymenochaetaceae. The transcript has 5 exons. The coding region runs from base 1 to 390 and encodes 129 amino acids. The record is from RefSeq and is a predicted model, not a curated record.